CAGGAAUUCAGCACUCUUGUCUUUUAUCAGGCUAAUAUAGUUGUGUAUGGCAGUCCAGACGGCAGCAUCAAGCUUGGCUUUGUAUUUGUAUCCAUUCCAUGCAGUCACUAAAAGAGAGACAACCAGCAGAAUUGUGUCCAGAGACUUGUCUUCCACCUACACAUCACCAGAACACAACGCAGAAAGCUUGUUUCAAAUGUUUUUCAGCCAAUCAUCACUCUCCGAAAGUCUUGGAACGUAACUUGACCACACAAAAAAUAUUUUCCGGCAGCCAUUGUUUUGAUCAUACCUACCCGAUGGAAAACCCUAGUUUCUGGUUCACGCCCUCACAGGAGUUGGUCCUCAAGUCCACACCCCGGGCAGUAAAAGUGGCCGCUGACGGCCCCCCUGCUUCUGGUGCUCAGGGCCCCCCUGUGAGGGCUAAGAAGUGGGAGGAAGUGGAAGCAGAGGCUCGAGCCCGUGUCGUCUCCGAGGGAGGUGACCCCGGUGCAGAGAUGGUCGUCCUGAGCCGGUGCGCAGAGCUGGUCAAAGCAGCUGCUGACAUAGACACAUCCGUAGCCCUACAGCUCCACCCAUCGCUCCCUCGGCCUCUGCCUCCAAAUGACCGAGCCCUGGUCCCUGCCCCGGUUCCUGACCCGGUCCCUGCUCCUGCCCUACUAGGGCGGAGCGAAGAGGAGGAUUUGCCCCGGCAGUCCUUCCUGCCUCCAAGGCCCGCCUCAGAAAGUGCCGAGCUGCUGCUUCCAGAGAGUUGGCGCUCAUCUCUCACCAAGGAGCAGCAGCGGUGGAUCGGCCGCACGCUGUUCACCAGGGAUAGCUUUGGGAGGUCGACACUCACCACUGACCUGGUCACGUGGUGGAACCCUCCCCAACCGCGGCCGAUCUACAAUCAGCCACCCGCAUCCCCCGACCCCUUCUUCGCAUGUCAGCUGUUCCUUUGGAUGCCCGUACGUAUAUGGACAUACAAGCUGGCAUGUCCCCAGUCUGGAUGCAGAGGCACACUGUGCCAGGCUGGGCUCUACAAGACCAUCCGGAGGGUCUUGGACAUUGACCGCUGGUAUCUCAUGGCCACUGAGUACCUGGAAUGCGGCCGGUGUAAGAAGAAGGUCGCGGGGUGGUCACGGGACCUUGUCAGUCAGCUGGACGCUCAGCAUCGCUGCCAGUUUCCAGCAAUAUUGACAUACAACCUGUCCUGUGACCUGCGGGUUGUGAGGAUGCUGAGGUCGCGCACUUUGGGGAACAGUGCGUCACAGACCUACAGCAAGCUGUGUGAAAGUCACAGCGAGUCCUGGAUGCGGCGUUGUAUACAGUACCUCGGGGAGUGCAAGCAGUUUCUGGCAUUGGGCAUUGGGCGGCAGUUCACUGAUCCACCGGAGAUGCCCCCGGUGCCCUCACCCGUCUGGCUUCUGACAGUCUACAGCCAUGACGUGCUAUCGCGGCUGGAUGAGGUGAAGGCCAGGGUCACCUCCGUCUUUGGGUCCAUCUUAAAGAUGGACUCUACCAAGAAGGUGACUAAAAAGCUUGCGGGUACCGCUGCAGACACAGCCGCCUGGGUUACCAACGUCGGUAACGAGCAUGGGCAGGUCCUCGUCAGUGUCCUCACUGCCGGUGAGGGCGAGGGCCUGCUCCCCAUGGCGGCUGGUCUCAUGGAACGGUACCGGCUCGCCGGGGUGGCGCCCCCCAAGCUCAUGUACGUGGACCGAGACUGCUGCUCCAGCCUUGGCGGAUCAAAGACAGCUGCCAUGUACAAUGACUGGGACCAGCUGGUGGUUCGGCUGGACAUCUGGCACCUGAUGCGGCGGUUCGCGUCAGGUGUCACCACUGAGAGCCACCAGCUCUACGGUCCCUUCAUGCGGCAGCUGUCAACCUGCAUCUUUGAGUGGGAUGCAGGCGAUGUCUGCCGACUGCUGGAGGCCAAGAGGUCUGAGCUGGAGAGGAAGCACGGGAUGGUCGGCCUCACCGAGGCAGAGGUUUCGAAGAAAAUCGGCAGGAAGGAGAUUGCGCUUCACUGCCGGCGUCGUACGCGUGGAGCUGCGGCGACAGAAGUCCUUCUUCUUGACCUCCUCGAGACCUUCAACAGCGAGAAGGGGCUCGACACCCUGGGCAUCCCGUUGCUGGACUCCAGCCGCAUUCAGGCGAUCUGGAAAGAGCAGAGGCGCCACCUCCACUGCAUACAGGACCCACCCGGUGUACAGCUGUACACCGAGACCGGCAAAAUCACCAAGGGCGGCGUGAUGUUGCCGGUUUAUCGCUGCGCACGGGGCUCCACAUCCUUGGAGUCAUUCCAUCUCCACCUCAACCGGUUCAUCCCAGGUACCAGGGCAAAUGCAAUGCAUUUCCAGGCAUUCCUGUUGGAUGGACUGAUGAGGUGGAACGAGGACCGUGCGCAGGCAGCAGUGGAGGGGAAGAACAGGAAGCCCCUGCUCUCCUACAGUGGCCACCUGCAGCACAUCCUUAACCUUAGCAGCCAAAUUGUGCUGGGCAAGGAUCAGGUUAAGGACUACACCAAGCCUAGCGAGUACACAGGGGAACUCCUCGGAGUGGAGUACCUGUACUCGCAGACUGGCAGAGUGCUGCAGGAUGUCAGCGGGGACCCUGACCUUCCGGAAGAGGCCGCCGUCGAGCAGCUCGACGAGGAGGACGAGGGCUUUCAGGAGGAGGAUGUAGACAAGACAGUCCACAUCCCUCACGUCACUCCUAUGAGCGCCCCGUCCUCCAGCUCAGCAGCACCUCUGUCAUGGGGACCUGCUGACGCACCCAGGUCUGGGCCAUCCAGCCCCACCGCCCCUGAAGACGGAAGCUCUCCUGAGGCCCCUGGUCGACACAGUUCUCCUCACCCUGACCACUCCUCUGAUUCAGAGGAGGAGACUAAAGGUCCUGAUGCAAUGCCAGGCUACCAGCAUGUCCGCAGGCUUGCCAGGGCCUUGGUGGGGGUGAGGAACCGUCAGGGGUUGUCGGUCCGCAGGGUAGACGGUCUGGUGGCACUGUGGCAGGUGCUGGCAGACUUCGACAAACAGCGCUUGAUCUACCCUGCCCGACACCAGGAGAGGAUCGUUCAGGGGCGGUUCAAAACAACGAAGGGGAAGUCGUCCAUUAUCCUAGGAAAAGACUCUCUCCAACGCCGUUUGGUGGAGGCCAUUUGCAGUCAGCUCUGUCAAAUCCAUCCCAGCGCCACGAAGAGCAGGUGGGCGCUCAUUCUGGCAGACUACGUGGGCAUCAGGGAGGCAGUGCUGACCUCCCCAAGGUUGAUGGCCCAGACCAACCUUCAGCUCUUUGAGCUGAAUCAAAGGACCAUCAGUCAGUGGUAUUCCCGGCGUCAGAAGGAGAGGGAGAGGAUGGUGCUGCAGCAGGGAAUGGGGCUCGCUGCUGCCCCCAGCGUCACCACCCAGCCCCUCCCUGCAGCCAAGCCCCUCCACUUAAAGCAGGAGGGAAUCAGGGCACCCUUCCCUUUCCCUACGCCACCCUCCCCCCCGGUCCCACGCCAAACCAUCCAGCAAGGAGAGCCCGCCCACGUGCCCAUUCUGCCAGCCCACCUGGAGCAACAACCCCCCGCACUUCCCGGACCCUCCCCAGCCCAAGGACCACAGACGGGCUGCUCUUCACCUCCUCCAGUGUCAAGGACAACGGCUUGGAGGAGGAGGAAGAGGAUCGCGGCGGACACAGAGGAGGGGACAGCCGGGAAGAGAAGGCAAAGUGAGCAUUACGUCUGCUCCAAAUGCGGAUUGCCGAAGCGACGGGAGACGGGCCACAGCCGCUUCGGCGGCGUGGCGUUCUGCUCUGUUGCUGCUGGGGGUAAGGACGUGGCCCAGUGGCUGACGGAAAUGAAGGACGCUAAGGGGCGAGGUGAAGGACACUGAGCCACUGGCUGGGUGGUCGGACGUUUUUUUAUUUGUAAAUAGUUCACUGUUCCCCUCUACCUGGACCGAGACCUUGAGCGCGGUGUAGAGGCUUGUGUGUGUUGAGGACCCUCAGAGCUAUAUUGUCUGUAGUCUUAUAGACUACUGGUAGGGUAACCCAUGGGUAGGCAGUUCUGAGACGAGACACCAGACUAAAAUCGGUUCGUUCCCAAACAAAAUCCUGUAAAAAAAAAUAUAAGAGGAUAGACAUUAAAAUAUACUAAUAUAAAUCAAACAUGAUUUAUCAACACAUCUUCAGGUGAAAACUCAACUUCUUGGUAGACUAGCUAACCUUUUGCAAACAUUUCUGUCCACAUUUCACUAUAGAGACUAGCUUACAUUUCUUUAAUGUUUAUUGGAUUUACAUUGCAAUAAUUAUCUUGCAUUUCAUCCUGUUUCCCUUUGUAUAUUCUGGUUCAUCAUUAAAACUCCUAGACUGGG
Molecule: messenger RNA, 4334 nt
Organism: Oncorhynchus gorbuscha (pink salmon)
Lineage: Eukaryota; Metazoa; Chordata; Actinopteri; Salmoniformes; Salmonidae
Exons: 13
Coding region: 99-3854 (1251 amino acids)
Source: RefSeq, a predicted model, not a curated record